AGCCGUGUCCAUUGAAAGUCGGAAGUUGUUUUCUAGUUAGUGAAACUUUACAAAAUGGCAGAAGACAACUCUUAUGAGUCCAUGCUCUGCGUCAAGCCCGAGGUCCACGUUUACAAGAUCCCGCCGCGCGCCUCUAACCGUGGAUAUCGUGCUGCUGACUGGAAGCUGGAUGAACCUUCAUGGAGUGGAAGGAUGAAAAUCACUGCCAAAGGCAAGAUCGCUUUCAUAAAGUUAGAAGACAAAAACACAGGAGAGCUGUUUGCACAAGCUCCAGUUGACCAGUAUCCAGGUUGUGUGGUUGAAUCAGUCACCGACUCCAGCAGGUAUUUUGUGAUACGGAUAGAGGAUGGCAAUGGACGUCAUGCUUUUAUUGGUCUGGGCUUUGCUGAUCGUGGAGACUCAUUUGACUUCAAUGUUGCUUUACAAGACCAUUUUAAAUGGGUGAAGCAAGAGGGUGAGCUCGCAAAAAUGGAAGCUUCUGAGGUCACAGCCCCGAAGCUGGACCUGAGCUUCAAAGAGGGACAGACAAUCAAGAUCAGCAUUGGGAACAUCAAGAAAAAGGAUGCGGGUGGUAUCAAACCGCGGGGGGCGGUUGGAGGUCUGCUCCCACCCCCACCAGGCAUAAAGGCUGGAGGCAUGGUGCAACCUCCUGGAGGACAAGAGGCAGUCCCAGCUGUUCAAACUAACACGGACACUCUUUUAGACUUCGGUUCCCAAGUCCCUGCAGCCCAGCCCAGCUCGGACGGUUGGGGGGAUUUCACAUCGGCAGGUUCCAACUCCAGUAAAGAUGCUGUCCAAUCAGGAUGGGUGCAGUUUAGUUGAGUUGUGAGAAAAUGUGCACACACUCAGGUUCCACACAUUCCGUGGGCAGGACCAUUUUGGCAAAAAGAAACUAAAAGAGAGGAACUGUUAGUAAAAACUUGACCGCCUCCGUCACUGCUUUUGUUCUGUAAAGAGUCUGUUUAUGUUGACCAUAGCCCGCUGACCAACACAUUCUGAAGGAACAAACAGCUAAAUGUACAGAAUUUUGACAAUAUGACUAUUCUUUUCAUACUCUUUGCUAUGCAGUGAGGUUUGUCUUUUGACUUUUAGUCUGGUAGCCUCUAAACUGUCAUUGUUAGAGACUCUGCUCUCUCAGAAAAGUGAGAGUACUGUUGGUUGAAGUUCAAGGUUGUUUCCUUACACUAACAGGUGCGUGUCCACCGCUUUAAAUCAACUGCCCCUUUAUUUUAUUUCUACUUUCUAGUCAAUCUGUCAAAAAACAGAUUUGAAUCAUAUCCCUCUAUUUUUUCUUCUGCUGUCAGUGUAACAUUUAUCUCAUUACACCAGCACAUCUCAUCUCAUGAUUAUCUGAACCAUUUGGGAAUACAUAAUGAUUUACAAUUGAAGUAUAUAUGUUUUGUUUAGCUUGUCUGUGAAUGUGUUAGUGAUCUUACAUUAAAGUUUAAUUAGGUCGGCCCCGGGCACAGAAUGGCGCACAUUACAUGGCCCAAACAUGCUCGCUGUGCAUGGCAAAUGGCUCGAUUGCACAGUUUAACAAUUCAAAGAUCCCUGCUUGAACUUUGCUCUAGAUGUAUGAAAUUCAGGAGAUGUGUCUAUCAGGCAGAAGCCUCUUGGAGCUGGACGCUAUACCCAACAGGAAAUUUGCCAUUUUGAAUUUAUCGGUCAAAUCUUUUUCAGUCUAAUCCUGAUACUUUCAUUGUAAUUAAAUGCAAAGGGUUUUAGUUUCUGGCCGUUGCGCAGCGGGAAGGUGAGUUUUUUUUUCUUAUUUAAAGAAAGUCCAAUUGCCCAUGUACACUUACUACAUACCACAACCUGGAUUACUGACAAUCUUCAGUCCUUCAACAAUCACUCAACUCCUGAAGAAGGUGGAGAGGCCUGUUGUCAAAGAGGGAAAAAAAAGCUGGACAUGGUGCCAGGCUUUUUGUACGGGCGACUUUUCAAAGAAGAAGCAAAUCAUUUCUGCCUUAUUAUAAGAAAAGAAACCAUUAGCAACUCUGGACAAGUCAUUUCAGUAAGGGAUAUUUCGUUGUCCCCAGAAAUGAUUGUGAUAAAUGAUAUUGUAAUAAUUUUGGAACCAGUUCAUACCACUGAUGAUAAUAUUAUAGCAUAUUCAUAAUUUACCUUUCAAAUACCAAUGAACUUUGAAGUCUUGAGAAAAUUCAGUCUGACAUUUGAAUUAGAAAAUAUUCAAAUGUCGUAAAUAAAAAAUGAUUAAAAUAAACCACACACAACCAAAACAAUAAUGAAAUGGACACUCUGGCAUGGUUAACAAAAGUCACCUCACUUUCUUCUCCUCUAUGCUGUUGACCUAUGAUGAUGUGUAAAGCCUUUGUCCCCCUGUCUGUGUGGCUGCUAGCCUGGUUGUUCAGCCACCAGAUUGUCAAGGACCAGAAACAAAACAAUUGGGUCUGGCAAGAUGCCUUGGUAGUGCCCCUACUGACCCUGUUGGGUAAAUUUCUCCUUGAUAUAUGAAAUGUUGUAGACAGAUAUAUCAGGCAAAAACAUGUUUAUUUGGAAAUGUUAUGGUCAUGUCAAUUGUAGCUCUCGUCUUUACCCUGAGGCCUGUGAAUUACCAGGUUUUCUUUUCUUACCCAUCCCCAAGUAAAGUAAUAAUUACUACUUAUUUUGUCACCUCCCCCCUCUCCUUUGUCUUGGGAUUAUGGUGAAAGUUCAUGUGUAAAACAGUCAGCACUACUUGUGAAUUCUCAUUGUUAGUAUCUUUGUCUCUUUCUUCCCAUUCUGUUGUGACUCUACUUGAAAUGUUACACACCGUCCUGUCUCCAUUUCCAAAGCAGAAGUUUUUUAGAUUAGAAGUAGAAUCCAUUGUUUCACCUACACAAUCUAUCCAAGGAGCGAGGGCCCUUCAAUACUCCUCGCACCUUAAACUUUAUGUUGAUGUUUUAAAUCGUCAUCAGAAAUACAAUUUAUCAUCACUGUGUUGGGAUAGAGUCGUGAUCGCCAUUUUGUCUGUGAUUCAAAGUUUGAAAAUGGUUGUCUGUUCAUGUUUGUUUACACCCUCAAUGUUUUUUCCUCAUGUUUUUUUUCAUGUGCCUUUUACCAAAUAGAAUUUUCCUUUAUCUUGUUGAUAAUUUGCAACAAGAAUUUGAUCAAGUGCCUUUCUGAAAAAGAUCUAAAACUUAUAAAAUGUUAUGUUUCCAUGUAAAUAAACAAUGUAUUUCAUUGGA
Messenger RNA from Platichthys flesus (European flounder), 3188 nucleotides. RefSeq names its product NECAP endocytosis associated 2 (gene necap2). Gene Ontology annotation, biological process: endocytosis. The record is from RefSeq and is a predicted model, not a curated record. The transcript is spliced from 8 exons. Lineage: Eukaryota; Metazoa; Chordata; Actinopteri; Pleuronectiformes; Pleuronectidae. Gene Ontology annotation, cellular component: membrane; clathrin vesicle coat. Bases 55 to 822 code for a protein of 255 amino acids.